AUGCUUUCCGCCUCAGCGCACGCGGCACACGCCGUGCGCUCCUCAUCACCAUUGAACCCGCGCUCCUCGUCCCCGCCACCCUCCUCGCCGACGCCAGGCGGCUACUCGAGCCCGGCGCGCCUGCCCCUCUUUGGGCGAAGCAACACCACUCCCCUCUCAGCACGAUACAGGACGACGCCGAGCUCGUCGCUGGCAUCCCGCCGCCCCGGCCCUGGGGGCCGGAUGCCGUCCUCGCCUGGCGACUUUUUCAGCGGUGACACGACCCCGACCGAGUCGGCAAUGUGGCGCGACAAGUUUGCCCGCCGCCUGGCCGACAGCCAGCGCAGGCGUAGUGCGCGCGACGCGGAGAUUGCGCGCAGGCGAGGCACAGAGCCGCCCCCAGAUCUCGAUGAUCCGGACGCGGAGCAGCGCGCGAUGCAGGAGGACGAGGAGGUGAGUACCCGAGGGUGGCCCGCAGGGCAGCCCGAGGCUAAGCUGGGCUGA
This is a messenger RNA of Trichosporon asahii var. asahii CBS 2479, 483 nucleotides long. RefSeq lists its product as uncharacterized. The transcript has a single exon. The record is from RefSeq and is a predicted model, not a curated record. The coding region runs from base 1 to 483 and encodes 160 amino acids. NCBI's taxonomy places the organism in Eukaryota, Fungi, Basidiomycota, Tremellomycetes, Trichosporonales, Trichosporonaceae.